GUAAGUCGACUCGCUGAGGCCUCAUCCUUCCAAUGGCGACGGCAAACAGGCUGAAUAGAAAGCGGGAGCAACCGUGGAGGGGGUCAGAGCUGUGUAGCCGAAAUUAAAUAAAUAUAUCCUAUUCUCUGUAGUCAUAAAGUUAGCCUAAAAUUUGUUCCUCCUUUCCAAAUCACGGCCGAUUCAAUGGCCAAAAAUCGGAACACUUCGCUCCUUGAGUCGGAGCUCUAUUACUUGAUCUCUCGUUUUCUAACAACGGGUCCAUGUCGGAGAGCGGCUGAGGUCCUGGCGAGCGAACUAGAGGAAUAUCAGCUCUUGCCCGGGAGACUGGACUGGCUGGGAAACGAGCACCCGAGAACAUAUGAAGAUGUGGUUGCAGCCAACGGACACAUUGCACCAGACCAUUUGCUACAGAUAUGUAAGCAAAUUGGACCACUUCUGGACAAAGACGUGCCGUCAUGUGUCCCAGGUGUACACUCUCUCCUGGGGUCCGGAAAGCAGUCAAUGCUUAGGACCCGCAAAGACUGCGACAGUGUGCGGUUUAAAGCUUCAUCAUAUGCAGCCCUUCACCGGGGCAGACCACCAGAGAGGCCUUUGAUGUGCAAGAAUCUUCCACAAUUAGUGGAGGUGCAUCGAGGGAGAGAGCUGACGGGAGUGCAGCGCUUCAGCUCCAUCAAUCCUGUCAGCAACUAUGAGCACAUGCGGCUGCAUAGGCGGAUCCUGGGGCAUCUGUCUGCAGUGUACUGUAUUGCAUUUGAUCGCACUGGUCUCAGGAUCUUCACAGGCUCCGAUGACUGUUUGGUGAAGAUUUGGUCUUCGUUUGAUGGAAGGCUUCAUUCAACGUUGCGAGGACACUCUGCAGAAAUCACAGACUUGGCGGUUAAUUAUGAGAACACAUUAAUUGCCGCAGGAAGCUGUGACAAGACCAUCCGUGUAUGGUGCCUUCGUACCUGUGCCCCUGUGGCUGUGCUGCAGGGGCACAGUGGAUCCAUUACCUCCCUUCAGUUCUCACCAUUUGCCAAGGGCUCAAAACGUUACAUGCUGUCCACUGGAACUGAUGCUACUGUCUACUUCUGGCAGUGGGACGUCAACAACAUCAACUUUAGUGAUCGGCCACCCAAAUUUACGGAGCGGCCAAGGCCAGGAGUUCAGACAGUAUGCUCCUCAUUCAGUCCAGGUGGGAUGUUCUUAGCAACAGGAAGUACUGAUGAUGUCAUCCGCAUAUAUUACUUGGGAAGUGGGAGUCCAGAGAAGAUAUCAGAGCUCCAUGAGCACACAGACAAAGUUGAUAGCAUCCAGUUUUGCCACUCAGGUGAAAGGUUUGUUAGCGGAAGUCGUGAUGGAACAGCGCGGAUCUGGAAGCUCCAUCAACGGCAGCAGUGGAGGUGCAUCUUGCUCAACAUGUCUGCCACUCUUCCAGGUGCUGAAGCAGUGAGUGAAGAGGAAAGCUACUUCAAACCCAAAGUCACCAUGGUAGCAUGGGAUCGCCAUGACAAUACAGUCAUCACGGCUGUUAACAACCAUCUCCUCAAAGUGUGGAACUCCUACACGGGACAGCUGCUACAUAUCCUUAAAGGCCAUGAGGCUGAGGUGUUUGUGCUAGAACCGCACCCUUUUGACCCCAGGAUCAUCCUAUCUGCUGGCCAUGAUGGGAAUGUCUUCAUUUGGGAUCUGCUGCGAGGGACAAACACACAGCACUACUUCAACAUGAUUGAGGGCCAGGGUCAUGGAGCCGUGUUCGACUGCAAAUUCACUCCCGAUGGCCAGCGCUUCGCCUGUACAGACUCUCACGGCCAUCUGCUCAUCUUUGGCUUCGGCAGUUCCAAGCCGUAUGAGAAGCUUCCAGACCAGGUGUUCUUCCACACAGACUAUAGACCGCUGAUCCGGGAUUCCAACGGCUUCGUGUUGGAUGAACAGACACAGCAGGCACCACAUCUCAUGCCCCCACCAUUCUUGGUGGACGUGGAUGGAAAUCCCCAUCCACCGAGGUACCAGCGUCUUGUUCCAGGGCGGGAAAACAUUGCUGCUGAGCAUCUGGUUCCUCAGCUGGGAUACGUAGCAACCAGUGAUGGCGAGGUGGUGGAGCAGGUGAUCAGCCAGCAGACUGCAGAGCAUGAGGAGGUUGCGGCAAGACGCAGCAGCCUUCUGGACGAGGCCAUCCGACAGCUCCGGGAGCAACAGGACCGGCAGAACCAGCCUGGGACAGAGGCGGUGCCGGGUGCUGGAGCAGGACCAGAGGGCCAAGCUGAGGCCCAGGGCCCAGCCUUGGCACCAGCACCAAGCACACCACGCAGAGUAUCUGUGAAUGAUCGAGCAGAUGUGCAGUCACCCCCGAAUGUGGGUCUGCGCCGCAGUGGACAGGUGGAGGGCGUCCGGCAGAUGCACCAGAAUGCUCCCCGCAGCCAGAUGGCCACAGAGAGAGACCUGCAGGCCUGGAGACGCAGGGUGGUGGUGCCUGAACUGGCACCCAGCAGCUACAGGGACCAGGAGGACAUCCGAACAGCCAAAGGAGAUGAGGAGGUGGCUCUGUACAAUGCAAAGAAGAGACGCAUUAUCUACAGUAGCUGUCGAGAUGAUUCAGAUGAUGAGCCUCCCACUACAAAGCGAACACACAGCCGCAGUGACACAGUGGAAUUCAUUGAUUUGUCCUGUGAAGAGGGAGAGGAGACUGCAAGCUCAGAGGACAAUGAAUUGGAUGGGAGUGAACUGGAGUCCUCCAAUGAUGAGGAGGAGUGGAACAGUGACAGCUCAAGCCACACGUCAAGCGAGUACUCGGACUGGACGGCAGAUGCUGGUAUCAACCUGCAGCCCUCGACCCCCUUGUCAUCACGGAAACGAGUGCGGUACAGACUCAGCUCCUCCGAAGAGGAAGAAGAAGAGAAUGAGGAAGAGGAGGAGAAGCAGCAGAGUGAUGAAGAGGAAAAACCGGGGAAGAAAAGCAAAGAGAAGGCCAAGAAAGCAAAAAACAAGGCACCCCGGCGUCCAAAGGCCAGACCAUCCAUCAACAGAGAAGUGUCCAAUGAGUUCAGACCCUCACCAUGGAUCACUGAUUUCAUCCCCAGGAAGUCUCCUUUUGUCCCCCAAAUGGGCGAUGAGGUGAUCUACUUUCGACAGGGACAUGAAGCCUACGUUGAGGCAGUGAGCCGGAAUGAACUCUACCCCAUCAACUUAGACAAACAGCCCUGGAAGAAAAUGGAGCUGCGGGACCAAGAGUUUGUGAAGAUCACUGGGAUCAAAUAUGAAGUCUGCCCUCCAACACUGUGCUGUCUGAAGCUGACUCUUAUUGACCAUGGCACUGGCAAAAUCACAGACAAGUCUUUUUCUGUCAAGUAUCACGACAUGCCAGAUGUUAUAGAUUUCCUGGUUUUGAGACAAAGUUAUGAUGAGGCACUCCGUAGAAACUGGCAACCAAACGACAGAUUUCGCUCAGUAAUAGACGAUGCCUGGUGGUUUGGGACCAUCGUCUGUCAGGAGCCCUACCAGCCAGAAUAUCCAGACAGCCUCUUCCAGUGUUUUAAAGUCAGAUGGGACAAUGCGGAAACUGAGAAACUGAGUCCUUGGGAUGUGGAACCUAUUCCAGACAACGCCCAGCAGCCAGAGACAGAAGGAGGUGGUAUUACUGUGACAGCAGAAGAGAGGAGCGAGCUGAUGUACAAGCCUGUGCCAGGGGAGUGGGGGGAGAGGAGCAGGGACGAGGAGUGUGAACGUGUCAUUGCUGGCAUCGACCAGCUAAUUACCGUUGAAAUUGCAGCUCCCUUCUCUGGUCCUGUGGACUUGGUCCAGUAUCCCACCUACUGCACUGUGAUUGCCUAUCCUACUGAUCUGGGAACCAUCAGACUGCGACUCAUGCACAGAUUCUACAGACGUCUUUCAGCAUUAAUUUGGGAUGCCCGGUAUAUUGCACAUAAUGCCCGCACUUUCAAUGAGCCAAGGAGCAAGAUUGCCCACUCUGCAAAAAUCAUCACAAAUGUCCUCCAGAAAUAUGUCAAUAAUCCAAGCUGCACAGAUAUCAUGGAGAUUUACAGUGCUGUUGAAGAGAUGGAUGAUGAUGAAGAGGAUGAGGAUACAGAAGCACCAGGAACCUCAGCUGGACACCGGUUACGUCAGCGCUCUGUAGAGGUGCUGCCAGACAGAGACGCCUGGAAGGAACAGUGCAAGAGUCUGCUCAACUACAUAUUUGAGUGUGAGGACUCCGAACCGUUCAGACAGCCUGUGGAUCCUCAGAACUAUCCAGACUAUCAUGACAUUAUUGAUACACCAAUGGACUUUGGCUCAGUGAAAAGGACCCUGGAGGAAGACCACUAUGAAAACCCUGUAGAGCUUUGCAAAGACACCCGCCUAAUAUUUGCCAACGCUAAAGCCUACACACCCAAUAAACGCUCCAAGAUUUACAGUAUGACCUUGCGGCUCUCUGCCUUCUUCGAGGAGCAAAUCAGAACAAUCAUAUCUGAGUACAAAACUGCUGUCAAAAGCAGUGAUAGGCUCCGCCGCAGUCAGAGGUUCCGCAAGAAAAUGCAGCAACAGGAUCAGCCCACUGCCACAACAAGUCAAAAGAGGGCUGCAGUCAAAACUCAGGAAAAAGUGGAGUCGACGUCAGUCACUAAAUCUACCUCAGCCAAAGUGUCUGUUCCUGAGAGAGCCAGGAGGAGUCGAAGCAGCAGCUCAGGUCACAGUUCCUCGGAGGACGACUCCGGCUCCAAAGCUGCUUCAUCAACACCGGAGUCUGACAGUGAAAGUGAGCCGAGCGAGUCAGAGGAGGAAAAACGUCCUGGUUCCUCAAGGCACCAUCAACGCAGACAGAAAGCAAGAGUAACGAGAAGCAAUUGUGCUAAGCAGAGGAAAAAAGUUGCAGAGAGCGAUAGUGAAGAGGAGGAAGACGACGACGAAGAAGAGGAGGAAUUAGACAGUGAAGCUGAAGAGGUUGAGGAUGGAGAAAUGUCCUCCCAGUCUUCAGGUCAUCGUUACCCCAGCAGGAGUAGACGGCUGACCAGAAACAGUGCAGCCACGGACAGGAAACGGACAGAGGGCAGAGCGGAGAUUAAUGGUCACAGCAGCAGGUCGUCUCGCAGGGAGAGACGUCACCACCGGGACUCUGACAGAGCCACGUCCCAGGGCUCGGACAAGGAGGAAGAAGAAAUCACGGUCCGCAGGUCACUCAAAAGAAAGACGGCGAGGGCAGCUGUGAAUAAGAUCAAACUCCUUGAAGCAUCAGAUGAAGACGAUGAGGAGGAAGAGAAGCCAAGAAGGAGCAGCAGCCGCCUCCGCCAUACAGCCCGGGCCAGCAAACGCACCGCAGUGAUCCAGAGCAGCUCAGAUUCAGAUGGAGAGCCAUCAACAGGGGGUUCUCGGAAUACAAAAGAAUCCGGUUGUGAAUCCCAGGAUGAGGAGGAUGGAAACGUCAGCGACGCUUCAUCCUCCUCCCAGAAUCAGCAGAAUGGCGACACAAAGUCCAACAAACAGAGGGAAUCGAGACAAGCUGCUAAAACAAAGGGAAAUGCUACUUUGUCCAACGUAAACGGACACAGUGCAAAACAUCACAAGUCUGACAGCAACUCUGAGCAGGACAUAACUGCCGAGGAGAGUUCUGGAGAAGAGGAGGAGGAGGAAGAGGAGGAGGAGGAGGAGGAGGAGGAACAGGCGGCCGUGUCUCAGAAACCUUCUAGAAGCACAGCCUCCACUCCAGCCAGGAAGAAGAGGAUUACAAGUGAGGAGGAGGAGGAAGAGGAGGAGGUAGAGGACACUGAACGCAGGACCACACGACACAAACCUCCUGUUAGCUCAGAUGAAGAUUACAAAAACCACAGUUCCCAGAAACACCCACACCAAAAUGGAAGAAAUGUAGAGGAAGCAAUCCACAAGGACUCUAAGAAAAAGAGUAAAGCUACACCAUCAAAAAGCCAAGAUAAACAAAAAUCUGCCUCAACAAAUAAACUGAAUGGUGCAGAAUCAGACGAACUCAGUGAUCCUCCAAAGAGACCCAGCCCAUGCAAGAAAAGACUGAAAAAAGAUGAAGAAAGCAAAGAAGAAAGCAAUCACUCUAGUGAGGAAUUUGAAGUUGAAACAAGAGCAAAGAGGUCAGCACGAAACAAGAGCAAAUCUAAACGGCCUCAUGGUGACACCUCAGCUUCAGAGAGUUCUGAGCAGGAAUACAAACCCAAGAGGAAGUCGAGGAGGAAACGCUCCACUGGCUCAUCAGACGAAGAGUCUGAUCAUUCAGAUUACACAUCAAAUAGACGGCUGAGUCUCCGAGCCCUACCAAAAAAGAAAUACAUCAGUGACAACUCUUUUUCUGAGGAAGAUUCUGCUUCCGCAAGCCAGGGUACACAGAGGAACGGCAACAAAACAGCCACAGCUUCUAGGGAAGACAGGUAUAAUAAGAGAGAGUCUAAAAGAAACUCUCCCAAUGAAACUAGGAAUCAGCUGUCUUCCAAGAGAAAACGUAUUUACACCUCAGACUCUGAAGAUGGGGAGGAUGACGGAAAGAAGGAGCCAGUAUCCAAGAACAAUAAAAAUAGCAGGUCAGGCUCCUCAAAGCGUCCCAAAAGGGAAUCCAAACGACGGGAUGCUAACAGCAACCAGGAGGACACCUCUUCCCAGUCUGAUUCCAGCGAGGAGGUGGAAGAUGUUGGUGGUUCAAGGAGCGGGAAGAAGAACGUUAAGCGGCCAAAACACAAACGAAAGGAAAGCUACAGCAGCAGCAACCACAGUUCUGACUCUGAAAGCGAGCAGUUGUCUUCAGCCUCUGAAAACUCAUUUGCCAGCUCAGGGUCCCACAGCAGUCCAAAGAGGAGAAGUCCCAGAAAGUCUGGGAUCGGUGAAAGGACCGCAAGCCGCCAGCUAAGGCAGCGCCGGCAACGGGCUGCCUCAGAGGAGGAGGACAGUGACGAGUCAUACAGCAAACCGCAGCGAAAGACGCGUGUCAACACCCGGAACCGGGGGAAGCGGACGGUAAAUUAUCAUGACAGUGAAUGAAGGACGUAGCGGCUGUAACUACAGGCUUUAGAGGAAAGCUGGAGACGGACAUUAACUGGAGACCUUAAAGACACUUGAUGGCCAUGUUAUGGUAGUAGCACUGGAGUCCUCGAGAGAAAAUGCUGUGAAUCUGUUUAAUUCAGGGAUAUUUAUAUUUUCUAUGAAAAAACACAUUUAUAGAUGUAAUACAAAUUCAAGCAUUUGAACUGCUGGUUUUCACAAGGAUACAGAGCAAAACACCACCUCCCAUACUGCUUGCUGUGAUUUGGCCAGCAGAGUAACCAUUCUGGGGAAUCUUGUCAGCUUGGGUGCUAACUAAUAUACCUCUGUUUAAUCAAGCAUAUUGCUGGCUUGCACUAAGAUACACUGUAUUGAGGUAUUUCAUACACUAGUUUUGCAUUAGAAACUCAGGGGUCAACUAAGUUUACUGUAGUCUCAGACAUGCAGUUGUUUUUUGAGCUAAGGUAAGGAAAAGAAACAAUUCCAGGUCGGCAAUGUCCAAGCACACUCACUGGGACAAAAACGAAUCCAUGUUCAGACUUUUGACUACAGCACUCCUUUGUAAAUCCACACACUUAAUGCUUGACUGUAUUUUGUUUUGAUAUGAGCCAAAUGAACGAGUAUGAAUUUUUUUUUUUUUUUUUUCCCCAUACCAAUUCAUUUUUUCAUUAGUUUUGUGUUUGUAUUAUAGUGAAUAGAUGUAAAUAUGUGAUCGAGAAAGACAUUGUCUGAAAGGUUUGAUCAGUCAGUAGCAAAACAUUUAUUUAAAUUUGAGCCUUUGGGUUGUUUUUUUUUGUUUUUGUUUUUUUUUGUUUUUUACAAUUAACUGCAUUGUCUUGCCAUAUGUCACAAAUUGGUACCUUUUUUUUGCCAAGUACAGGUAACCAAAAGUACUUAUUGCAAAAUAUUGUGAUUUCUCAUAUUGGGAAGACCUUUUAUUGUUGUCCUGUGUUACCUACUUUCAGUAUUAAAUUCUUUUUCAGAGUUGACUUAAAACAUUUUGCCAGUCACAUGGUUUAGUUUUGUUUAUGGGGAGGUUUCUAAAUAGUCGCUUUGACAUUUGCUUAAUGUUUUUCGUACUACACCUUUAAUAAACAGAUUUCACAGGAAAACUAUUAACGCAAUGUGGUUGUGGAGUGCAAUGAAUUAGUUAUUCCUCCUAUUAAUAAAGACAUAAUUUCAAUGUG
Messenger RNA from Xiphias gladius (swordfish), 8156 nucleotides. RefSeq names its product bromodomain and WD repeat domain containing 1 (gene brwd1). Gene Ontology annotation, molecular function: protein binding. Gene Ontology annotation, biological process: regulation of cell shape; cytoskeleton organization; regulation of transcription by RNA polymerase II. NCBI's taxonomy places the organism in Eukaryota, Metazoa, Chordata, Actinopteri, Istiophoriformes, Xiphiidae. The transcript has 44 exons. Gene Ontology annotation, cellular component: nucleus. Bases 184 to 6969 code for a protein of 2261 amino acids. The record is from RefSeq and is a predicted model, not a curated record.